ACAGCUGGAAUCUGUGGCUGUCAGUUCGCUGCCACUUCCAAAGCUCUACCGGCCGCUCGCGCUAUGGCCGCGCCGCCACAGGUGCGGGCUCUGCUCCUGGCCAUCAACACACUGCUGCGUAAGCGCCGCUACCACGCUGCAUUGGCCAUGGUUAAGGGCUUUCGGAACGGAGCUGUCUAUGGAGCCAAAAUCCGGGCCCCUCAUGCGCUGGUCAUGACCUUUCUCUUCCGGACUGGCAGCCUCCAGGAGAAGCUUCGGGCCAUUCUGCAGGCCACGUACACCCACUCCCGCAGCCUGGCCUUCUUUGUGUUUACCUACAAGGGUCUCUGUGCCCUGCAGUCCCACGUGCAGGGCAAGACCUACCAAUUUCACUCCUUCCUGGCUGCUUUCAUCGGGGGCAUCCUGGUGUUUGGAGACAACAACAACAUCAACAGCCAGAUCAACAUGUACCUGUUGUCACGUGUCCUCUUUGCCCUGUGCCGCUUGGGUGUGGAGAAGGGCUACAUCCCUGAGCCAAAGUGGGACCCAUUCCCGAUGUUAACCGCAGUGGUGUGGGGGCUGGUCCUGUGGCUCUUUGAGUAUCACCGGCCCACACUGCAGCCCUCGUUGCAGUCCUCCAUGACCUACCUCUACCAGGACAGCAACGUGUGGCACGACAUCUCAGAUUUCCUCAUCUACAACAAGAGCCACCCCUCCAAGUAAUGCAGCCCUGAGGUGACCGUGGAGGGCUUCUCCACCUGAGUAGGCUCCAGGCAAUGUCAGCUGCAGCUUGGGUUUUGGCUCAGGAAACUCUCCCAGAGGAUACCACCUUCUCAAGGUUACUGGCCUCAGACUGAACGUGUGUUAUCCCAGGGUUCCAGGGGCCCAAGUAAAAGUACUGAUGUCCA
Otolemur garnettii (small-eared galago) is the source of this 887-nucleotide messenger RNA. It is a transcript of the gene PXMP4, whose product is annotated as peroxisomal membrane protein 4. Gene Ontology annotation, cellular component: peroxisomal membrane. The transcript has 4 exons. The record is from RefSeq and is a predicted model, not a curated record. Bases 64 to 702 code for a protein of 212 amino acids. NCBI's taxonomy places the organism in Eukaryota, Metazoa, Chordata, Mammalia, Primates, Galagidae.